AGCGGAGGAGCGUCAGUAUUCAUGAAGACAACAAAGUAUCAAGAUCGUGUAGAUGAGCAGGGAUAUCGAGCUAGUGAAAUAAACAUCAUAGUGGGAAUAUCAUUGGCUUGUUCAUUCGCUAACAGAAAGGCUUCUGGGGUGAUAUUCUGAGGUAUUUUGUAUCUGUGUCAGCGUUUUCAGUGUGAAAAUCGUGAAAGUUGUGUAACAAAGCCGACUGUCAAAAUGGCAACAUCCACUGAGGAGAGGACAAUUUAUGCUAAAUUAGAGGCGAUGAAAGACAUUCGGCAAAAGACGAUCCAUUUGGAGAAGCUGAAGAUGAAGAUUGUGCGUGAGGUGGAGAACAGCGAUGCCGAGGAGAAGUGCCUGGGCGAGUAUCGCCGUGAAAUGGAAUUGCUGCUGCAGGAGAAGAUGAGCCAUGUCGAGGAGCUGAGGCAGAUUCACGCCGACAUCAACACGAUGGAGAGUGUGAUCAAGCAGGCGGAGGAGAAUCGCUCACGAGCCCUCAAUGUGGCCAACAGGAUGCACGAGGAAUACGUUCCGCUGAAGACAGAGAUCGAUCACAUGCGGCGAGAAUAUCUAGGAUUAGAGCGCCUGCCGGAGCUGCACGAGGAGGAGGGCAGCAUAAUUGGGCCAGAUCGCUUCCAGGCGUUCUAUAAGGGGCCCUCGCAUGUUCCCCAUGGUGCCACGGGAGCCUCGUUCGCCCGUCCGCCGGUUUUGCCGCACUCUUUGGCGCCCGACGUGGGCGCAGCAUCGCUCUCGCCCUCGACGCCGUCGCAAUUUCUCGCGCCUACGCCCGUGAACCCCAUCAGGGCAGCCGCCCAGGCUGCAGCGAAGCCCGAUCUGCCCGCCAGUCGACUACAGCAGCCACACGCCAUCAGCAUUGGCCAUCCGACGUUCAGGUCUGAGUUCAAUGUCAGUUUGAGGCAACAACCGCCCCCAAUGAAGUCCUGCUUGUCUUGCCAUCAGCAAAUUCACAGGAAUGCGCCAAUUUGUCCUCUUUGCAAGGCCAAGAGUCGCUCCAGGAAUCCCAAGAAGCCCAAGAAGAAGGAUCACUAAACACGGAAAUCGGCAAACAUCUUAGGAUUAAGAGUACUUUUAGGGAUAAAAUGCGUGUUUCGUGUAGAAUUGAUAAUUGCUUUUCUUUCUGUACUUUCGUAUUGUACUUAUGGAAUAUGUGAAAAGAAUGUCUUUCAGGGCAUUCUUUCUGUAGUAAUUAAGGAGUUCGUAAGCCAAGUAAUUGAUAUACGAUAGGGAAAUAUUGUAGCUUAUAUUUCGGAGAAUAAAGUGAAGAAAA
Molecule: messenger RNA, 1294 nt
Organism: Phlebotomus argentipes
Lineage: Eukaryota; Metazoa; Arthropoda; Insecta; Diptera; Psychodidae
Product: zinc finger C4H2 domain-containing protein
Exons: 3
Coding region: 223-1056 (277 amino acids)
Biological process (GO): positive regulation of neuron differentiation
Cellular component (GO): nucleus
Source: RefSeq, a predicted model, not a curated record